GACACACACGUAUCCUCUGUACAGUCUCAGUGUUCAGCUUCAUCAUGGCCGGACGUCUGCUGUUUGUCUUCUUCAUGUAUGUCUUUAAUGGGAUUCAAACAGAAGCUCGUCUUCCACCUAAACUUACAGUGAAUUCAGCGGUGAUCAAAGAGACAGACUCAGUCACACUGAACUGUCAGACUCCAUCAUCAGUGUCUCAGUGUUAUUACCAAACUUUAAGUGGAGAAACUGUGAAGAUAUUAUCCUGUCUGCAGACACUGACAGGAAGUGAACUGCUGAGGAUGGAUCAUCAGAGUUCAUCUGCUGAGGUCAAAGUGAAAUGUUUUUACACUGUUCAGAGUGGAGGCAGAAAUGUUCCAUCUCCACACAGUGACACAGUCUCCAUCAGCAUACAAAAUGAGACAAACCCGAACAAGGAGAGUGUCAGCACUUUGACAACCUCAGUUUCUAUUGUAACUUCACCUGCUGAUCAAGGUAUUGUAGAGAAAGAGUCCAGAUGGACCCAGAGGACACCAUCACUCAUCACAACCACAGGUCUGCCUACAAGUAGCUCUAGUGCCUCCACUAUUGUGAGACCUUUAAAAAAAACUUCAGGUUGGACUGUUGGCACAGCAAGUAACAAUGAUGGUCCCAACUUUGCCCACUCAACAUCAGUGAAACCAGAAUCAGGUGACAUGUUUAAUUUUGCUUUAACCUCAAUGCCAGUUUCAGCACAAGACAACAUGGAUGGUUGAUGGUUAUUGAUUGCUCAACCUGAUAUCUGUGAUGGAUAUACAGGUUCAUAACUUUUUGUGAAGAAAGCUUUCCUGCUGUGUGGGAUUAUUUGACUGUUUCAUGUAGUGUGUUUACGCUCUAUGUUGAAUAAUUCAGAUAACCUUAAAGCCAGAAGUCAACGGACUGACUUAGAUCAAUUGUGUUACAAUCCGGGGAGAGCAGGGGCAGUUGUAUCCUGAAACUGU
Labrus bergylta (ballan wrasse) is the source of this 959-nucleotide messenger RNA. NCBI's taxonomy places the organism in Eukaryota, Metazoa, Chordata, Actinopteri, Labriformes, Labridae. The record is from RefSeq and is a predicted model, not a curated record.